GACGCCGCGGACACCAUGUGGAGCUCCGUGACGGACACCCUGGGCAGCAUCACCAAGCUGUGGCGGCGGCGCAGGAUGGCCAUGGACGCGGCGGCGGUGCUGGCGUGGCUGCGCGCGCACCCCGACGUGCUGGAGAAGCACGUCAUGGACGAGCUGGAGCUGGAGACGCUGGAGCGGUGGAUCAUCCGGAAGACGCAGCGCGCCAAGAAGCAGGCCCAGCAGGGCGCGGGGAAGAACGGAAGGAAGACUUCGCUGUCUCGGUGGAAGUUCUGCGUCCACGCCGACAAGCGCCAGAUGCUGCAGGAGCUGACGCAGUCCCUGCAGCGCGGCCCGUCGCGCGCGCACGUGCUGUUCGAGCUGGCGGGGUGCAUCAGCUCGGCCGUGAGCGCGGACGGCUUCCGCCUGUUCCUCGCCGAGCAGGGCGAGCCCGACAACCUGACGGAGUACGUCGGCGAGGAGGAGCCCACCCCGCUCACCGGGUCCUCGGCGCGCCGCUCCUCCGGCGUCACCGUCCCCGGCUUCGUGGCGAGGACCAGGGAGCCCGUCAGACUGUCCUACACCGAACCGGACCCCCGGUUCCCCAACGGACUGGCCUACAACGGCCACGUCAUGUGCCAGGCCGUGCUGCAGCCCGACGGCUCGCUGGCCGGCGUCCUGGAGCUGCGCCGCGGCCCCCACAACGCGCCGUUCCACGAGGAGGACGAGGAGAUCAGCCAGUCGUACCUGGUGUGGGGCGGCAUCGCGCUGCACUACGCGCACCUCUACCUGUCGCAGGACCGCCAGCGCAGGCUCAAUGACUUCCUGCUCACCGUCGUCAAGUCCAUCUUCCAGGACAUGGUGAGCAUGGACCUGCUGGUGACCAAGGUGAUGAACUUCGCCCAGCGGCUGGUGGACGCGGACAGGGCGUCGCUGUUCCUGCUGGACGCGCGCUCGGGCGAGCUGUACGCGCGCAUCUUCGACGUGGGCGGCGAGCAGCAGCAGCAGGGCUUCGAGGCCGGCGCCGGCUCGGAGGACUCGCUCGCCUCCGCCUACAAGCUGCACACCGAGGAGAUCAGGUUCCCGAUGGGCACGGGCAUCGCGGGCCAGGUGGCACGCACGGGGGAGGUGCUCAACAUCCCCGACGCGUACUCGGACCCGCGCUUCAACCGGUCCGUGGACCAGCUCACGGGCUACCGCACCCGCUCCAUCCUCUGCAUGCCCAUCUUCAUCCGCGGCGCCCUCAUCGGCGUCGUGCAGAUGGUCAACAAGCGGUCCGGGACCUUCAACAAGGAGGACGAGGAGGCCUUCGAGACGUUCGCCGUGUACUGCGGGCUGGCCCUGCACCACGCCAAGCUGUACGACAAGAUCCGGCGUUCGGAGCAGAAGUACCGCGUCGCGCUGGACGUGCUGAGCUACCACAACACGUGCCUGGACGAGGAGGUGCAGGACAUGCUGGGGCGCGGCGUGCCGGACGCGCUGCCGCAGGUCGACCAGUUCCACUUCAACGUGUUCGACAUCGACGACCUGGAGAAGGCCCGCCACGCCGUGUUCAUGUUCAAGGACCUGUUCGGCCUGAGUCGCUUCGACGAGGACAGCCUGAUCCGCUUCACGCUGACCGUGCGCAAGAACUACCGGCGGGUGCCGUACCACAACUGGACGCACGGCUUCUCGGUGGCCAACACCAUGUACGCCAUCAUCAAGCACUCCGGAGGGGUGUUCCGCGAGGAGGAGGCGCUGGCGCUGUACAUCGGCUCGCUGUGCCACGACCUGGACCACCGCGGCAAGAACAACCAGUUCAUGCUGGAGACCGAGUCGCCGCUGGCCAGCGUCUACAGCACGUCCACGAUGGAGCACCACCACUUCAACCAGACCGUGGCCAUCCUGCAGCAGCAGGGACACAACAUCUUCCAGAAGCUGACCAACAGCGAGUACAAGCAGGUGCUGGGGCUGCUCAAGCACUGCAUCCUGGCCACCGACCUGGCCGCCUUCUUCCCCAACCGCGAGCGACUCACGCGGCUCGUCAGCAGCGGGGCCUUCUCGUGGGACAACGACGAGCACCGGCUGUUCCUGGGCGCCAUCGCCAUGACCGCCAGCGACCUGUCGGCCAGCGCCAAGCCCUGGGAGCUGCAGGUCAAGACGGUCAAGGUCAUCUUCGAGGAGUUCUACCAGCAGGGCGACGAGGAGCGGGCCGUGGGCAUGGUGCCCAUCCCCAUGAUGGACCGCAACCAGCCCGACCAGCAAGCGGCGUCGCAGGUGGGCUUCCUGACGGGCAUCUGCUUGCCCUGCUACUCGCUGCUCAGCGCCUUGAUCCCGGACACCAGGCCGCUGCUGGACGAGUGCCGCACCAACCUGGAGCGCUGGAGGGAGCUGGACAACUCCCGGCGGGGCGCGCGGGGCAGCCAAGACUCCGGCGAGCCACCCCACGGGGCGAACGGGCCUCCCAACGGUCCCCCCAACGGGACCCCUCACAAGACUCCCAACGGGGCACCUCCGACCGCGCCCCUCACCACAGCAGGGCCGCUGCAGUCGACACUCUCCCUGGAUUCGGAUUCGCCCUCGGCGAUUGCUUCCCUGUCCCACGGUGGCUCUGCGCCCGACUCUUCGGACGAGGCGACUCGGAGCGCCCCGACCUAGUCACUGACUUGUCACUGACCGUCUCCUCCCCAAUGCAUCACCGUUCUUCGCCUUCAUUUAGGGACCCUUCCGUGUCGCCGUCGACUCGCGCGAGUGUCAUCAGUGACAGCCAACGAGCUGCGAUACGAAUUUCCCCCUUACUUUAGACUUAAGUAGGAUAUCUCGUUUCCGAACUGACCUAGCCACUAUUUCGAUCCCUUCUGGGAGGCGUGUCCCCCCAGUUUUGCGCUGAUAUGUGUCGACUGUGAUGUGUGUGCGUUUGUGUGAGUGUGCGUGUGUGUAUGUCUAUAGUUGUUACAAUGUUGUGAGUUUUAAGAAAUAAUGAUGCGUAUAAAGUAGAGAUAACUUCGAGUUUGAAUUUCGAUGAAUUUUGGCCGCUCAUUCAGCGUGCUGCUCUUGGAGGCCUCCCAUACCCGCCCCGCAACACACCGCUGAGUUAGUGAGGACGGUGGGUGGCCCACCUCCCAUGCUGUCCUAUGCCUGCAAAGCGCGAAGGCAAAGUGAAGAUGGGUCCUAUCGGCCGGGUCGGCUCACGUGGGACACCCUCAGACUCGUCCAUUAGAGGCGUGAAUUUGUAGAGUUCGUUUGUGGUUCUUCUGCUUGUCCACGGCGGCCUGUCGCAGUUCACCAGCCUUCAGCCCGAUUUCAUGGAAUUUAGUGACACCCAUUCACAUUUUCUCAGUAUUAAUGCACUUCAGUCGGGCAAUAAGCGAACAAGUCCCAUUUGUUCCUCCUAAAGAAGUGUUUGGGUAUUGUAGCUUAAACUUGAUUUAUCUUUUCAUCUCACAUAUCAUAUUUAUGUUUUUCAAAGAUAGUGAUUGUGUGCUGAAGGAGUGCCUGUUAUUCCAAAGAACAUUCCAGAAAUGUCACAAUUUUUGUUCAAAUUUCCCAUCUGCUGAAUUGGAUUGUAUUUAUUAUCCCAUGGACAACAUUUUUGAUCAAUAGGUUUCCUUUUAAGUUUCUGUGUUUGAGACCAUCAUCUGGAUCAAUUAUGUAGGCAAAAAAUUGAUGUGAUUACCAAGUUUUAUCUUUUAAUAUGACCUUAACUAUAAAGAAUCUUCUCUUAGACUGAACUUAGUCUAAUUUCUCAACAUGCUAUAGCAUUGUAAGUACCUGGAGCUGAGCCUUGAGAUAUGCAAAGUGUAUGUGUAUAUGUAUGUGAAAGUUAUUCAAAGGAUGUAAUAUAUUUUGUGACUGGUUAUUCAAGGGAAAGAAAAAAGUUGAACAGC
Thrips palmi is the source of this 3842-nucleotide messenger RNA. RefSeq names its product probable 3',5'-cyclic phosphodiesterase pde-5. Gene Ontology annotation, molecular function: protein binding; 3',5'-cGMP-stimulated cyclic-nucleotide phosphodiesterase activity. The transcript is spliced from 13 exons. Gene Ontology annotation, biological process: negative regulation of receptor guanylyl cyclase signaling pathway; signal transduction. NCBI's taxonomy places the organism in Eukaryota, Metazoa, Arthropoda, Insecta, Thysanoptera, Thripidae. The coding region runs from base 16 to 2613 and encodes 865 amino acids. The record is from RefSeq and is a predicted model, not a curated record.